AUGACUGAUGCGUUUUUGCGGGUUCCCCAAGAGCCCUUUUUCAUUGAGCUCUUCCAGCGCUGGCAGGAGUCGCCAGAUGCCAUAAUUAUAAGAGACCUGGCCACAAGCACUGAGGCCACCGUCGGGCAGUUCCUGUAUGAUGUUUUGAUCCAGCGAGAUUUCAUAUCCAACCAACUCGAUGAAGAAUCCCACAAACGACUUCGUGAUCCUGACUCUGAUGUUUUUGUGGCUAUUUUUGGCGGUGCAGGCUAUGAAUUUGCUGUACUCUUCUUCGCCAUCUAUAGCCUUGGUGCGGUGGCUGUUCCUCUCUUAUCGCGAAUUCACCUGGAAGAAGCCCAAUAUUUCUUCCGAGUCUGCAAGAUCGCUCUUAUAACUGCCACUCAAGCUGCAGCAGAUGAGGCAAGAAACCUCUCUGCUCCAGUCGGGAUGAAGCCUUUCGUUCUUACACCAGGCAGCCAACCCACGCCAGCCCAUCCCGAAUUCGUCUUAGAACAAGCAAGCACCCCAUGCAAUCCAGACAAGGGAUUUGUUGUUCUCUGGACUUCGGGCACAACCGGCCCUCCAAAGGGAGUGCUCCUCUCCCGUCGCAGCGCAUAUCUCGCUGUCCAAGCCUACCAGAGAGCCCUUGGCCUUUCACCGGAAGAUACUUGGCUCCAUCAAGUGCCGACUAAUUGGAAAGGGGGGUUUGACUUUUUCACCGCGUGUAUCUACUCCGGGACGUGUCUUGAGUUUUGUGCCGGCGCGUUCAGCCCGCAGUGGUUCUGGCAGCGCAUGCAACAAGGAGGCAUCACCUGCGCCGUCGCCCCAACGCCCCUUCUGGACAUGCUGAGUGAGAGUCUUGACGUCAUACGAAACACACAGCCCCUGUCGGAAUAUGAGCAAGCUAUUCGGGGCUUGCGUGACCUGCGGCUCCUAUGUACUGGAUCCAUGAGAGUUCCCGAAUCGGUCAAGGGUUUCUGGAGGGAGUUGCGCGGUGGACGACCGCUGGUCAAUUUGUACGGGAUGACAGAGGUGGUAGGGAUGAUUUCCAUGAUGGACUGGAAAUCAAACACGGACGGCCCAGCUGUGAACGAUGAGGGAGAGUUAUGUGUCAAGGGUCCAUUGGUUAUGAAGAGGUACCUUUCCAGCGACCCACAUGCCAUGGAAGGUGUUUUUGAUUCGGAGGGAUUCUACAAGACCGGUGAUUUGGGCAGCAUUGGACCCAACCGGGAGAUAUUUGUCCUGGGUCGGGCGUCUCAGGAUGUGAUCCGCUUUCUUGGCUGGAAACUUAACGCCCCGGAAAUUGAAGAAGCGCUUCGCCAUCAUCCACAAGUCUCGCGGGCGUAUGUUAUUGGCGUUGCUGACCAUAAAACCGACCAACGAGUUGCUGCCCUGAUCGUUAAAACCGAAUCAACUGGGGACGAUAGCAACAGCAUGCAACUCGCGAAUUUGCGUCGGUGGCUGGCGAUUGACCAGGGGCUCCCUUUCUUCAAGUUACCAACGAUGCUACGAGUCAUUCCCCACAACCACCCAGUGCCAACCACAACCACUGGGAAGCCGGCUAAGCGAGAGAUUCAUGAUGUCUUUUUCGGUCCCGAGGAAAUUGCGAACGGCGCAGUUGAGCUGUGGGAUCUCGCAACGGAAGAACCAGACAUCGGUAACCGGCCAUGGGAUUGGGAAGGGGUUGAAGGCAAGUGA
Messenger RNA from Aspergillus pseudoviridinutans, 1677 nucleotides. RefSeq names its product class I adenylate-forming enzyme family protein. Lineage: Eukaryota; Fungi; Ascomycota; Eurotiomycetes; Eurotiales; Aspergillaceae. The record is from RefSeq and is a predicted model, not a curated record. The transcript has 5 exons. Gene Ontology annotation, molecular function: medium-chain fatty acid-CoA ligase activity. Bases 1 to 1677 code for a protein of 558 amino acids. Gene Ontology annotation, biological process: fatty acid metabolic process.